Scophthalmus maximus (turbot) is the source of this 1124-nucleotide messenger RNA. RefSeq names its product catechol O-methyltransferase domain-containing protein 1. NCBI's taxonomy places the organism in Eukaryota, Metazoa, Chordata, Actinopteri, Pleuronectiformes, Scophthalmidae. The record is from RefSeq and is a predicted model, not a curated record. The transcript is spliced from 7 exons. Bases 76 to 849 code for a protein of 257 amino acids. Gene Ontology annotation, molecular function: O-methyltransferase activity; S-adenosylmethionine-dependent methyltransferase activity.
GGAGGAAGAGGAGGAAGCGCUUAGGAGCGGUGCCGGUGUGGAGCGCGUGGCGGUGUCGUCUGCGGUCGAGUCCAAAUGUCUUUACGCACAGUUUCCAGAGAGGCGCUGGUCGGAUCCAUCACACUCGGAGUCGUUUUCAUCGUCGGUUACGUUUUCGGGAAAAAGAAAUCUUCCAGAAUGAGCCUCUCCAAAAGUCACGGCGAGGGAAAAGAAAACCCACUGUUACAGUACGUCCUCAAUCACUCCAUGAGGGAGCAUCCGGUUCUGAAAAACCUCAGGCUGAGAACACUGGAGGACUCCUGGAGCAUCAUGAUGGUAUCCUGUGAGCAGUCACAGUUCAUGGUCAAUCUGGCAAAACUGAUAAAAACCAAGAAAGCAUUAGAGAUCGGAGUAUACACAGGUUACAACACACUGAACAUUGCUCUUUCUUUGCCUGAUGACGGUGUUGUGGUGGCAUGUGACGUCAGUGAAGAGUACACUAACAUUGGAAAACCCUUCUGGAAAGAGGCUGGAGUCGAGCAAAAAAUUGAUCUUCGCAUACAGCCAGCACUGAAAACUCUUGACAACCUCCUUGCUGCUGACCAGGCUGGAACAUUUGACUUUGUCUUCAUCGAUGCAGACAAAGUUAACUAUGACAGCUACUUUGAAAAGUCUCUGCAGCUGCUGAGAAAAGGAGGCAUCAUUACUAUCGACAAUGUGCUGUGGGGUGGGAAGGUGCUGAAUCCAACUCCUGAUGAUGCAGACACUGUGGCCAUUGACAAGCUGAACAAGAAGUUGCACAAAGAUACUCGCAUCAGCAUCAGCAUGCUCACAGUGGGAGAUGGGGUCACGAUCGCCAUCAAAUUGUAGGACAGAUGUCAGAUCAUUUCAAUGAAUUAUAGGCCUUUGAAAUUAGGAUAUUCUAGGAUACUGUAGGUCAUCUUUAAAUUGGGUGGAUUAUUAUCUGGUCAAAUGUGAUGGUAGUUGAAAUAUACAUGUGUAUUUCUGGCUGGACUCAUACCACCAGAGGUAAAUAUGGAGAUUCCAAAGCACUUUUUAAGAAAUUUCAAUGUCAAGUUUUCUUACGAACCAAGGUGCAGCAUAUGAAUUAUACCGAAUUUGAUAUUUUAAAAAAUUGUACACCA